This is a messenger RNA of Drosophila kikkawai, 2248 nucleotides long. It is a transcript of the gene Etf-QO, whose product is annotated as electron transfer flavoprotein-ubiquinone oxidoreductase. Gene Ontology annotation, molecular function: electron-transferring-flavoprotein dehydrogenase activity; iron-sulfur cluster binding. The record is from RefSeq and is a predicted model, not a curated record. Gene Ontology annotation, biological process: electron transport chain. NCBI's taxonomy places the organism in Eukaryota, Metazoa, Arthropoda, Insecta, Diptera, Drosophilidae. Gene Ontology annotation, cellular component: mitochondrial inner membrane.
CACUGAAUAGAAUAUAGGACCGCUACUUUGUGGAUCAGUUUUCUAUAUUGCCGGUUUAUCUGAUUUUUCCGAUAGAAAAUCAUUAUCUCGAGUGGAAAGUGAUUGAUUCAGCCGCCGGUAAACAUUGCGUCCGAACUUUGGACGGCGCUACGAAUCAGCUGGUCGGGUCGGUCAAAGUCCAACUUGUUGCACCGAUCUUGGUUUGUUGUGUUUGCUGAAGCAGCGUAAACACAACAACACACUUAUAUAUAUUUAUAUAUAAACCAGAUUUGUGCACUUUUCCUGCUCUACUAAAAACGGUUAUUUUUGGCCUAAAAGAAGAUGUCUGCUCUUCUAAAAAUGCACAGAGCCCGGCGGCUCUUCACGCCCGCCUUGGUGCGCAGCGUAUCGGAGGCAGCCAAGUAUCCUAGGAUCACCACACAUUACACGCUGAAUCCCCGCGAGAAGGAUGAGCGGUGGACAGAAGUGGACAUGGAGCGGUGCAUAGAGGAGGUGGAUCUGGUUAUCGUGGGCGGCGGACCGGCUGGCAUGUCGGCGGCCAUUCGCGCCAAGCAGCUGGCGGCGGAAAAGGAUCAGGAAAUCCGCGUUUGCGUUGUGGAAAAAUCCGCCGAGGUGGGCGGACACAUUCUAUCCGGUGCCGUCAUCGAUCCCAUCUCGCUGAACGAACUCAUACCAGACUGGCAAGAGCAGGGCGCUCCGCUAAACACGCCCGUGACCAAGGACACCUUCUCCUUCCUCACUGGCAGCGGACGCAUCUCCAUUCCCGUCUUCAAGGGCUGGCCCAUGGACAAUCACGGUAACUAUGUUGUGCGCUUGGGUCACCUGGUCAAGUGGCUCGGCGACCAGGCUGAAGCUCUGGGCGUAGAGAUCUAUCCCGGCUGCGCUGCGUCCGAGGUGCUGUUCCACGAGGAUGGCAGCGUAAAAGGCAUCGCCACCAAUGAUGUCGGCAUUGCCAAGAGCGGAGCGCCGAAAGACACUUUUGCGCGAGGCAUGGAGCUGCACGCAAAGACCACCAUCUUCGCUGAGGGCUGCCGCGGCCACCUGACCAAGCAAAUUAUGCAGAAGUUCGGCCUGAACGAGGGUAGCGAGCCUCAGACCUAUGGAAUCGGUCUGAAGGAGGUCUGGGAGAUUGACGCCGAGAAGCAUCAACCCGGUUUGGUGGAGCACACCAUUGGCUGGCCUUUGGAUCGCUUCACCUAUGGCGGCUCCUUCCUGUACCAUUUGAACGAACCCACGCCCACCAUCGCUGUGGGCUUUGUGGUUGGCCUGAACUACAAGAACCCGUGGCUCAGUCCCUUCCAGGAGUUCCAGCGCUUCAAGACGCAUCCCAAGGUGCGUCAUGUCUUUGAGGGCGCCACCCGCAUUGCCUACGGAGCCCGUGCCAUCAACGAGGGCGGCUUCCAGAGCCUGCCAAAGAAGCUGUCCUUCCCCGGCGGCUGUCUGGUGGGCUGCAGCGCUGGCUUCCUGAACGUGCCUCGCAUCAAGGGCUCCCACUAUGCCAUGAAGAGCGGCAUGCUGGCUGCGGAGAGUGCCUUUGAGGCCAUCAAUGCGGACGCACAGUCGACGGCGGGCGUGGAACCUACAAGCUAUGCGGAAAAGAUCAAGGACUCCUUUGUGUGGAAGGACCUUUACAGCGUGCGCAACGUCCACCCCUCGUUCCACAAUCCCUUGGGCCUGUACGGCGGCUUGGUGCUCAGCGGCUUCUCCAUCUUCAUGGGCGGCCGUGAGCCCUGGACCCUGAAGCACGGUCCCCAGGAUCACGAGUCCCUGCAGCCGGCUAGCUCUAGCCAGCCCAUUGUAUACCCCAAGCCCGAUGGCAAGAUCUCCUUCGACCUGCUCUCGUCGGUGGCGCUGACGGGCACCAACCACGAAGGCGACCAGCCGGCUCACCUGACGCUGAAGGAUGACCGCAUACCCGUGGACCACAAUCUGGCGCUGUACGAGGGCCCCGAGCAGCGCUUCUGUCCCGCCGGCGUCUACGAGUACGUGCCCAAUGAGGAGGGCGGCAACCUGAAGCUGCAGAUCAACGCCCAGAACUGCAUCCAUUGCAAGACCUGUGAUAUCAAGGACCCCAAGCAGAACAUCAACUGGGUGGUGCCCGAGGGCGGCGGCGGCCCCGCCUACAACGGCAUGUAAUGGUGAUCCCGCCAAUAUAUCGUGUACCGCAAUUGCAUUUCGCUAGUUUGUAAAAUUGAAAUUGUACAUCGGAAUUUAAGCUCAAAGUUGCAAUAAAAAUUAUAGAGAGAAA